Messenger RNA from Miscanthus lutarioriparius, 378 nucleotides. Lineage: Eukaryota; Viridiplantae; Streptophyta; Magnoliopsida; Poales; Poaceae. The record is from the annotation of a GenBank genome assembly.
AUGGCGAGUACAGCAUGCUUUGUGAUUGUCAGUAAGAAUGACAUCCCGAUCUAUGAGGCAGAAGUUGGAUCUGCACCCAAAAAAGAAGAUUUGUCUUAUCACCAUCAGUUUAUCCUGCAUGCUGCAUUAGAUGUUGUUCAGGACCUAGCAUGGACCACAAAUGCAAUGUUCCUGAAGUCAGUUGAUAGAUUCAAUGACCUUGUGGUAUUCAUGUUGCUUCAUGACUCACGUAGUGAAGAUGGAAUAAAAAGCUUUUUUCAAGAGGUCCAUGAACUUUACAUCAAGAUAUUCCUCAACCCGCUUUACCUGCCCGGCUCUCGCAUCACAUCCUCUCAUUUUGAUACCAAGGUCAGGGCCCUCGCAAGGAAGUACCUGUAA